UUGCAUAAAGUUAUGCAAAAUAAUAAUGCGCAGAAGACACAACUAAUUAAGGUAUCGGUUAGUCAAACUUUUGCGUCCCUGUAGAGAGCUUACGAAAAGUGUUUGAAGCCUGUAUAAUUAGCACAGUGCUCUACAAAACAACUCAUUAAAAUCGCGCAACUCGAAUGCAACCCGGUUGUAACCACGAUACAUGUAUAUACAUACAAGCGACUGCCUGCUACUGCUAUUUACUUGCUUCCCUUUAACGCACUUCAAGCAGUCUUUCGUGGACAACGCGCCGACUCGCACCACUGAUUUUGUCCUCUCGCCUCUCGAAGCGAAUCGAAACAGAGAAAAUAUUUGUAAAUGAGAUUCGUCCAAAUUUUAGAUUAGUUUAUAAAUAAAAUUGUGAUAAAAAUAACUGUUGAAGUUGAUGAGAAAGUCGCGGUGCUCCAUGCAAUAAUUAGAAUUCCAAAGAAUCAGGAUUUAACUAUUACAAAUUGACAUACAAUUCACAUAUCAGCGAAAAUGUACAGUGUACAUGUGACACCAGGAAGAUCCACGGAGCGAAAGAAGAACUCAGCCGACAUGGAUAACGAAAUCAGAACGUAUGGAAAACAGAGGAAGGAAUCGAUUUCUGUGAAGCUGAUAAACUACAUCCGUUCGCAGUUUCAGUCGGAUGCUAUGUCGGAAGGAGAACUUGAAGGACUCGGGGGCGUUUUAGGGAGCUCCGGGGGCGCCGCGCUUGCUCUUAGCGGCCGACACAAGCCGGAGGAGCUCGCCACCCUCGCGGCUACCACCAGGUUCUCGCGGAAGGAAAUCCAGCUGAUCUACCGAGGUGUCAAGCAGGAAGGCCCGACCGGUCUGGUCGACGAAGAUGCCUUCAAACAAAUCUUCUCGCAAUUCUUUCCGCAGGGAGACGCAAGUCAAUACGCUCAUUAUGUUUUCAACACCAUGAAGAGGAAACCGUCCGGCAAGAUAAGCUUUGAGGAAUUCCUCACUAUAUUGUCGAAGGUGUCAAGAGGAUCGGUGGAGGAGAAGUUGCAAUGGGUAUUUGGUCUGUACGAUCUGGAUGGCGAUGGCUUGAUAAGCAAAGAGGAAAUGCUGGAUGUUGUGGGCUCCAUUUACGAGAUGUUGGGUCGUUACACGCAACCGCAAAUCCUUGAGCCGCAGGUGGCCGCUCGCGAACACGUCGAUCGUAUCUUUCAUUUGAUGGAUGCGAAUAAGGACGGUGUAGUGACCAUCGAAGAGCUGGUGCAGUGGUGCUCCAAGGACGAGCAAUUGUUGCGAAGUCUCGAUACUUUGGACACCGUAUUAUGAGAAUUUAAUGUUCUAUCGGAAAUUUCAGUAUCAGAUUAUCAAAUAUAUACGCUUUGAGCAAUGAUUAUGAAAUAUCACGAACUUGUCUAUUAAUCUAUUCUGCUUUGGUUUUGUAGAUAAGAGGAAUAUGUAAAUUUUCAAUGAUUUAAUAAUUAUACAUAUGAAAAAGAAAAGUUGAUUGAAAGCAUUAAAAAGAAUUUUCUCAAAAAAAAAAAAUCUACGAAUUAAAUCUACGAAUCGUCAGCCUAUAAUUUAUAAGAGUAAUACAAAAAGUGCAAUAAUUCGACAUUUGCGAAAAAAAAA
Molecule: messenger RNA, 1602 nt
Organism: Acromyrmex echinatior (Panamanian leafcutter ant)
Lineage: Eukaryota; Metazoa; Arthropoda; Insecta; Hymenoptera; Formicidae
Product: A-type potassium channel modulatory protein KCNIP2
Molecular function (GO): calcium ion binding
Source: RefSeq, a predicted model, not a curated record